AUUAUCAUGAACGUAAAAGACCUCGCCAAAUGGCCGAAAAGGAGCAAGAAUGGACAAAAAGAAGCGAUUCCUUCCGAAGUUCUCCCGUCGUUUGCAUAUUUGCUCAGCUGAUGUGGGACUGACAUGGUGUGAUACUAAUAUUUGUCAACAAAAAAGGUGCUACAAGCCAUGUAUCACAGCAAACUAGCGACAAAAGGGAAAGAUAGUGAUCGGGACAAGACAUGGCUGCCUUGCUCGUCCUAGCGGCUCUUUGCGCCUCAGCACUCGCACAGUACCAGGGGAAUAAAGUGGUGCGAGUAAUACCACAAGACGAGGCCGAGAUCCAUGUGAUAAGUGAACUACGAAACCACAAAGAUAUUAAGGUCGACUUCUGGGCGCCGCCCUCUAGGCCACGACACCCUGUGGACCUACACGUAACGGCGCAUGCGUACAAACGCCUGGCCAGGCACCUCAGCGCCAACAGAAUUCCAUUCACCCUGCAAAUACCAGAUGUUCAGAGACUGGUGGACCAGCAAAAAAUGGCCACUGCCGGACGAGCGAGCGCGAGCUGGUACAGUACGUACCACACGCUAGACCAGAUCUACGCCGAGUUGAAGAACCUGUACAACACGUACUACAGGAACGGAAAUGUGCGAGUGUUCACGGUCGGUAAAUCGUACAAUGGCAAAGAUCAGAAAGCUAUUGAGAUCAAAGGUAAACGCGCAAGAAACAAGCCAGUGUUUUUCAUGAACUGCGGCAUUCACGCGAGAGAAUGGGUCUCCCCUGCCACGUGUAUGUACAUCGCCAAGCAGCUGUUAUCGAGGUACGGCAAAGAUGCGAAUGUGACGUCUGUUUUGGACAAGAUGGACUUUGUCAUCAUGCCCGUCUUAAACCCGGACGGCUAUGUGUUCACAUGGGAACGGCAACGUUUCUGGCGGAAGACACUCAAGCCGAAUAGCGGUACUUUUUGUGUGGGUACAGACCCAAACCGCAACUGGGACUACAAGUGGGGAGCCGAGGGCGCCAGCACGGAUCCAUGCGCGGACGAUUAUCGAGGACCACACGCCUUCUCCGAGAUCGAAGUCGUAAACGUGGCGAAGUACUUGAAAAAACUGGGCGACCGUAUAAAGGGAUAUAUGGAUAUCCACGCAUACAGUCAGUUCUGGAUGAUCCCCUGGGGACACACCCAAACACCCUCAAAAGAUUACCAAGAACUGAUGCGAGUGAGUAAGGCAGGUGCUGAGGCAAUCCGCAGCUCCGGUGACAACACUGUCUACAAAGUGGGUCCCUCAUCUACCGUUAUCUACGUCAACUCGGGCGGCAGUAAGGACUACACAUACGGCGCGCUCGGCAUCAAGUACUCGUUUGCCCUCGAGCUGAGAGACACUGGGAAGGAAGGCUUCCUUCUUCCCCCGGAGCAGAUCAUCCCUACAGCUCUAGAGACCUUCAACGGGGUUAUUGCCGCGGCUAAAGAGAUGGAAGUAUAGACGGGCUCUUAACAAUGCAAUAAAGUAACAAGUAUACUUG
Nematostella vectensis (starlet sea anemone) is the source of this 1506-nucleotide messenger RNA. Its product is annotated as carboxypeptidase B. The transcript has 10 exons. Gene Ontology annotation, molecular function: zinc ion binding; metallocarboxypeptidase activity. Bases 222 to 1466 code for a protein of 414 amino acids. The record is from RefSeq and is a predicted model, not a curated record. Gene Ontology annotation, biological process: proteolysis. NCBI's taxonomy places the organism in Eukaryota, Metazoa, Cnidaria, Anthozoa, Actiniaria, Edwardsiidae.